CCAAUUUUGGAAAAGCACGAAGGUUCGAUGAAAAAUCUUACGAAACAAGAAAUUAUUAUCGAAUUGGUGAAGAAGUGUAUCUCUCAUCAUGACGAAAUUCUAAAGUUUGUUACGGAAUUUGAAGACUGUUUUUCGGUGGUGCUCUUCAGUCAAAUGGCAGGCACAAUGUUCGUUAUUUGUUUUUCUUGUCUGCAGCUAAGCAAACUUAAUUCGGUAGAUUCCAACUUUGGACAAUUUGCAAUGAUCCUAAUAGUAAUACUGGCUCAAAUAUAUUUCUACUGCUACUAUGGUGCUACGCUUUCGGAACAAAGCGGGUCACUAAUAGACGCUAUUUACAUGGGUCCAUGGUACACUUACGACGUGAGAACCCAAAGAACCCUUUUAACAAUAAUGGAACGUUCAAAAAUACCUGUGACAAUUACUGCUGGAAAACUAGUCGAUUUAUCUCUGCCUACUUUCACUACAAUUCUAAGGAGGUCGUAUUCAUUAAUCGCUAUCAUGAAAAAUUACCAAUAGUCCCGGCUUACAUUAUUAUAAUAUUUAUAUGCAAAUUGUAAUAUCUUACAUCAAAAUAA
Molecule: messenger RNA, 575 nt
Organism: Zophobas morio
Lineage: Eukaryota; Metazoa; Arthropoda; Insecta; Coleoptera; Tenebrionidae
Product: odorant receptor 45b-like
Exons: 5
Coding region: 28-516 (162 amino acids)
Biological process (GO): sensory perception of smell; detection of chemical stimulus involved in sensory perception of smell
Cellular component (GO): plasma membrane
Molecular function (GO): olfactory receptor activity; odorant binding
Source: RefSeq, a predicted model, not a curated record